AAAAGAAAUAACCAGCAACCAGCAAACAUGAAAAUGAAAAUAGAGAGAAGAGUAACGAGAAGGACAGACCCAAGAUUUGAUAGAGCAAAAGGAUGUAUUGUAGGAGCUCUUUGUGGAGAUGCAGCUGGAGCGGUUCUUGAAUUUUACAAGGGAAAGAUUACUAAAGCUCUUUGUAGAAAAGCUAUUAGAAUGCCAGGAGGUGGGACGUUCAAUGUUGGGCCAGGACAAGUUACUGAUGAUGGUGAACUCACUAUGAGUCUUCUCCAUGCCUUAGUCAAUGGGGAAGGACAGUUUAAAGAAACUGAAGUGGCUAAAUAUUAUGGAAAAUGGUACAGAUCAAAUCCAUUUGAUUGUGGAAUCACAAUUGGGAAUGCUCUUUCUGUGGCAAACCCAAAAAGACCAAACCCGGAUGAUAUCAAGGAUGAAGCAGAAAGACGUUCUCAAGGAUCGCAAAGUAAUGGCUCAUUGAUGAGAGCGACACCACUCGCUGUAUUCUGUCAUAACAUGAAGGCUGCUAGUGCUGAAGGUUUCGAUGCUGAAGAAUGGAACCAACACAAAGCCUGUGUCUUUGAAGCAGCGGAUCUUGACGCCUCUUUCACUCAUCCGAGUCCAGCAGUCCACUAUGUUGAAGGACUGUACAUUUAUAUGAUGACUCUAAUCAUCAAUGGAGUCAAGCUAGCCGAUGUCUACAAUACAAUCAUAGCAGAAAUUUAUCAGUGAGACAAAGAAGAGUACAAGGACCUGAUCCUUGAGUGGGUUGAAAAGUCUGAUGAGGAAGAACUUGGUAGCUUAGAACACCAGAUGGGAUGGAUGAAGCAUGCUUUUGUCUGCUGUCUCAGAUACCUCAGACUUGCAAAAGAGCAACAGAAAGUAGCAAAGAAAGUUGAAGAAGAAGUUAGUGAAAAAUUCAAGGGAGAAAGCAAAGAAGAAGACAGUCAACUAUCCAAAGAAGAAGCUGAUAUAAAAGCUAAAAAGAAAGCUAAAAAGAGAGCUAAAAGGAAAGUUGAAAGGGAAGCUAGAAAGGAAGUUAAAAGGGAAACUGAAAGAGAAUUUAAAAGAAAAGCCACAAAGGAAACCAAAAAGAAGUCAAAGGAUCUCUUAGUCUCACAUUCUACGAAGAUGCAAUGGUAGA
Moneuplotes crassus is the source of this 1132-nucleotide messenger RNA. The record is from the annotation of a GenBank genome assembly. NCBI's taxonomy places the organism in Eukaryota, Ciliophora, Spirotrichea, Euplotida, Euplotidae.